AUGGACGACUGGGCAGCGGCUGGGGACAGGCAAAUCGGCGCCCUAGAGAAGCUCGUAGGACAGGGAACUGAACGUGAUCGGAUGUCAGUCAUAGCUGCCUGUACAAAAGCGCGAAAUGGAUAUCCCCAUGCAGCAGGAACGGCAGCUUUCGCAGCAGCCAAUGGGGAUUGGCCCCUUACUCGCUGGAUUGCCGUGGAAGUACAUAAGCGCAAGUGUCAAGAGACUGCUGACCCAGUUAAUGGGCAAUUGCCUCUCAUCGUGGGGAUCACGGGGCCGCAAGGAUGUGGCAAGACGACACUCUGCGCUUCCCUCCUCGCUGGUCUCGGCGCCUUAAGCGUUAAGGCGGCGGCAGCUUCUAUGGAUGAUUUCUAUUUGCCCACUAAACUUCUACCACCCGUAAUCUUGGGGGGUGAAACCAGCCCCAGGACGAAGCUUCCUUGCCGGGGACCUCCAGGCACGCAUGACCUAACCCUGUGCCGCGGCGUGUUGCAGUGCAUCAAGGAGAGAAAGCCGAAUAUCCUGCUGCCCAAGUAUGACAAGAGCCAAAUGAAUGGAACGGGAGAUAGAUCAAGUGAAGAGGUUCCUUUAGAUGCGACGGACCUCGACGUGUUUCUUCUGGAGGGAUGGAUGCUGGGAUUUCGUCAUGUGGAUCCCAGCGUACUCGCGGAUUGGAGUGCUUCCGAACAGCAACAAGAACUGCAUCAAAUCAAUGAAUCGCUGAAGGUCUAUGAGCCUCUCUAUGAACUCAUCGACCUUUGGCUCAUCGUGAAGGUGGAAACGCCAACUUGGGUCUAUAGAUGGAGACGACAACAAGAAGAGUAA
Eimeria acervulina is the source of this 822-nucleotide messenger RNA. RefSeq names its product glycerate kinase, putative. NCBI's taxonomy places the organism in Eukaryota, Apicomplexa, Conoidasida, Eucoccidiorida, Eimeriidae. Gene Ontology annotation, cellular component: cytoplasm. Bases 1 to 822 code for a protein of 273 amino acids. The transcript is spliced from 9 exons. The record is from RefSeq and is a predicted model, not a curated record.